AUGGAUCAGACGGCAUCGCCGCAAACGGAACGGCUUCCAAGCUCGCCAACGCCAGAGAUCAGCCAAACCAGAGGAAAUCCGGCUACCCUACCGAUUCCCCAGCGGUUUCACGCCUCCGUGGAUCCCUCCACAUGGGGAAAUAUCGCGGCCAUCGAUGAGAUCAUGGAGCCCACGCCCCACCAGAUGAACUCACACAUCUACUUUCUCACCGAAGACUGGGGCGCCAUGAACCUCAUGGGACGAGAACUCUGGCACGCGUUCAAGGACGAGUUCGACGAAUGGACACUCCGGCCCGGAUCACUGUACUUGUCCAUAGCGUAUUUCCUGUCGGCUUGA
This is a messenger RNA of Parathielavia appendiculata, 336 nucleotides long. RefSeq lists its product as uncharacterized. The coding region runs from base 1 to 336 and encodes 111 amino acids. Lineage: Eukaryota; Fungi; Ascomycota; Sordariomycetes; Sordariales; Chaetomiaceae. The record is from RefSeq and is a predicted model, not a curated record. The transcript has a single exon.